This is a messenger RNA of Bombina bombina (fire-bellied toad), 1142 nucleotides long. It is a transcript of the gene GREM1, whose product is annotated as gremlin 1, DAN family BMP antagonist. Gene Ontology annotation, molecular function: BMP binding; receptor ligand activity. Lineage: Eukaryota; Metazoa; Chordata; Amphibia; Anura; Bombinatoridae. Gene Ontology annotation, biological process: animal organ morphogenesis. The transcript has 2 exons. The record is from RefSeq and is a predicted model, not a curated record. The coding region runs from base 81 to 629 and encodes 182 amino acids.
AGCUAAGCGUUGCUGCAAUGAGGACACAUGGGCUGCAUCUCUAGAAAUAGCGGACACAUCCUCUAGGAUUUUGCACCAGGAUGAUUCGCUUGGUUUAUGUUCUGGGAUCACUGUUCCUUCUCUAUGGACUCUUACUCCCAGGCACAGAAGGGAAGAAAAAGGUCCGUGGAUCCCAAGGAGCCAUUCCACCUCCUGACAAAGGCCAACCCAAUGACUCUGAGCAAAGCCAAGGACAAACGAUUGUUGGGGGCAGAGGAAAAACUAAAGGACAGGCAUUGGCAGGCGAGGAAGUUCUGGAGUCUAGUCAGGAGGCUCUCCAUGUCACAGAGCGCAAGUAUUUGAAGAGAGACUGGUGCAAGACACAGCCUCUAAAGCAAACCAUCCAUGAAGAGGGAUGCAAUAGCCGCACUAUCAUCAACAGGUUUUGCUAUGGACAGUGCAAUUCCUUCUACAUCCCCAGACAUAUUCGCAAGGAAGAGGGCUCCUUCCAGUCCUGCUCCUUCUGUAAGCCCAAAAAGUUCACUACCAUGGUGGUGACCCUCAACUGCCCUGAGUUGCAGCCUCCUAACAAGAAGAAAAGAAUCACGCGAGUUAAGCAAUGUCGCUGCAUCUCAAUAGACCUGGAUUAACUGUGACCCCAGUGGAUAGGAAAACUAGUGGUAAAGCACCUGUUCUGUGUGCACUGAGAGGAAUUGUCACGUUGUGAUCUUGGUAUAGUUUUGUCUCAGCACUUACUCUCAUCAUCAAAAUAUGACUUUCCUCGUCGGGCUUUACUAACACACACAUUCUUAUAAACAAGAACUGAUUCCUUCCCCUAUUGGAGCUUCACAUGAUCUAAGUUGGGGAAGUCUAAAGAGUACAAAAUGUCCAAGAAUAAACGUUGUAUGUAAAUAUAUAAAUUAUUUAUUCACGGUUAUGUGUUUAUGAUGCAGGGGUGAACAAGGGAUGACUACUUGUGUACAAAAAAGAAACCUCUUAUAAUCCGACUGAAUUAAUUGGGAAAUGGUGCAGUUUUCAAACGAUGAACAAAAAUAUGAACAGAAUUUGUAUAAAAAUGUGAUAUAAGUGAAUUCUGAGGCAAUUUAACAUUGUUUAGAGCACAUUUAUGUUAUAAAAUAUAAUAAAUAAUUUCUUAUGCCCUC